Messenger RNA from Penicillium longicatenatum, 1527 nucleotides. RefSeq names its product bifunctional hydroxyethylthiazole kinase/thiamine-phosphate diphosphorylase. Gene Ontology annotation, molecular function: hydroxyethylthiazole kinase activity; thiamine-phosphate diphosphorylase activity; magnesium ion binding. Gene Ontology annotation, biological process: thiamine biosynthetic process. The record is from RefSeq and is a predicted model, not a curated record. Gene Ontology annotation, cellular component: cytoplasm. The transcript is spliced from 6 exons. Bases 1 to 1527 code for a protein of 508 amino acids. NCBI's taxonomy places the organism in Eukaryota, Fungi, Ascomycota, Eurotiomycetes, Eurotiales, Aspergillaceae.
AUGCCCGUAGACUUGUCGCUAUACCUGGUGACGGACUCGACCCCGGCAAUCCUGAAGGGGCGAGACCUGUGCACGGUGGUCGAAGAAGCCCUAAAAGGAGGUGUCACGGUCGUGCAGUACCGGGACAAAAAGAGCGACACCGGAGAUUUGAUCACCACAGCCAAAAAGCUGCAUCAAGUCACCCAACACUAUGGUGUCCCACUCCUGAUUAAUGACCGGGUGGAUGUGGCCCUCGCUGUUGGAUGUGAGGGUGUCCAUUUGGGUCAGGAUGAUAUGAAUGCUAUUAUUGGAAUUAGUACCUCGUCUCUAGAAGAGGCUCGCAAAGCUGUUGCUGAUGGGGCUGAUUACAUUGGGAUCGGGACAAUGUUUGCCACUCCAACAAAAACGAACACCAAAUCUGUGAUUGGAACAGCAGGAACUCAGAGUAUUUUGGAUGCCAUUAGUGAUUCUUCUAUUGGUACGGUGGCUAUUGGUGGUAUCAACCACACCAAUGUUCAGCGAGUACUCUACCAGUCCAAGGCCCCGAAAAAGGGUCUGGACGGAGUGGCUAUUGUGAGCGCUAUUGUGGCCGCUGAUGACCCCAAGGCUUCGGCCGAGGAGCUUGCCAAGCUUAUCAAGUCAACUCCUCCAUUUGCAUUGGAUUCCAAAGCUCCCCGGACCAACGAGACCGAGGCUCUGUUGGCCGAGGUGCCGCAAAUCGUACGCAAAAUGGUCGAGGUACAUCCGCUAGUUCACAACAUGAUUAACUUUGUAGUGUCGAACUUUGUUGCGAAUGUUGCAUUGUCCAUUGGCGCAUCGCCUAUCAUGUCUCCUUACGGUGAUGAAGCCAAAGAUCUGUGCAAGUUCGACGGCGCUCUUCUCAUCAACAUGGGUACAUUGACUAGUGAAAGUGUCCCCAACUACGAAAAAGCCAUCAAGGCAUACAACACACGGGGCAACCCUGUGGUCUACGAUCCAGUGGGCGCUGCCGCAACAGAGAUUCGCCGAAAUGCAGUCUCUCGACUAAUGUCUGGUGGAUACUUUGACCUGAUCAAGGGUAAUGAGGGCGAGAUUCGUCAGGUCUGGGGUAGUAAUGCAGUGCAGCAGCGUGGUGUUGACAGUGGACCCAGCACCCUCGAUAGCCAGCAAAAGGCUACUCUUGCCCGAGACCUUGCCCGGAGAGAGAGAAAUAUUGUGCUGAUGACCGGAGCUGUUGAUUAUCUCAGCGAUGGGGAACGUGUCAUCGCCGUGGAAAAUGGUCAUCCAUACUUGGGACAGGUGACUGGAACUGGAUGUGCCGUCGGUAGCAUCUCCGGCUGUUUCUUGACAGCCCACCGUUCUGAUAAACUGCUUGCCGUGCUAUCUGGUAUUCUGAUGUACGAGAUCGCGGCUGAAAAUGCAGCGGCCAAGGAGUACGUCCGCGGUCCUGGCAGUUUUGUACCAUCCUUCCUAGACGAACUAUACGCCAUCCGCACGGCGGCAGCCAAGGGCGACGAUAGCUGGUUCGUUAGCCGGGCAAAGGUGUACGAGGUGAAGAUGCAGGUUUGA